UUUCGUCCCUCACUGCCACUGGCACUUGACCGCCACCGUACGGCGUGGGCUGCGUCUGUACUAACUUACCUAGCUCGGUCCAAUACAGGAAUAAACGAAACACCUCCGCACAAAUCGCAGGCCGAGCAAGCCCGGAGUUUGGUGUCAGGACCGCCUGUUUCGUAUCAACAUCGUUGCGGCAGCUACCUGCUGCACUGGAAUCCCCUGAGAACACCCUUCGAGCCUGCAACAUCCCAGCGUUAACGAGCAUGAGUGCGAACAAGCUGAACAUUGAGGGCAUCAUGCUCUUUGAACAGCCUUUUGCUAGGGUCCCAUACGAGAAUUACCGCAAAGUCUUCCGCGCUUCGCAGAAGAACAUCGAGAAGGAACUUACCGCCGUACAGACGGCUGCGAACGACAUCGCCAAGCGCGCGAAGUCAGGCAGUAGCAGCUCGGAAGAUGCUGUGAACGCUCUGGACAGUAUGAUCACUCGGGUAGAGACCCUCAAGCGGAAGCUUGCAGACUUGCAGAGCUCUUCAGGGGCCUCCACGAUCGGUGUCAUGCGCGAACGAUUCAAGCAUCUCUCAAGCGUGGAGGGUAUGCAAGCGUCCAGCGACCCGGAAUUCGCGCGUUGGGCAGACACACGUCUCGACCGAUGGCUGGUUGACUGGUCCCUGCGAAAUGGAAAGGAGAAGACUGCUAAGAUGAUAGCGGAUGAGCGACGUAUUGAGCGCCUAGUGGACAUUGAGCUGUUCUCUGAUAUUCGGCGUAUCGAAGAUGCCCUCAAACAAAGAAGCUGUACAGAGGCCCUGACAUGGUGCAGUGAGAACAAGUCUGCCCUUCGUAAAGUCAAGAAUACGCUUGAAUUUGACCUUCGGCUCCAAGAGUACAUUGAAUUGGCCAGAGUGGGAAAGAAUCUCGAGGCUAUCGCGUACUCGAAGAAACACCUACUGCCUUGGCAAGAAAGCCAUCUGCCGCAGAUUCGUCAGGCGUCUGCGCUUCUGUGUUUCCCACCGUCGACCACAUGUAGUCCGUACAAACGGUUGUAUGACCUGUCACGCUGGAACACCCUCAUACAGUCCUUCCGCCUGGCCAUCUACAACCUCAGCACACUGUCCAGCGAACCAUUGCUGCACCUUGCAAUGUACGCCGGACUGGCAUCGCUCAAACUUCCCGCAUGCUACGACCCACAGACGAAGAACGUCGACUGUCCCGUUUGCGACCCCAGCCUCGGCAAGCUUGCGGAAGAGGUGCCCUUUAGCCACCACGUGAACUCGACUAUUGUCUGUCGAAUCACGGGCAAGAUCAUGAAUGAGGACAACAUGCCGAUGGCGUUCCCCAAUAGUGGCCAAGUGUACUCAAGAGAGGCAUUGGAGGAUAUGGCCGCAAGGAACGACGGUAUUGUAAAGGACCCCAAGACGGGGGAGACUUGCGAGUUUUCGGCACUGCGCAGACUAUUCAUCUCGUAGCUUACGCGCUGGUCAGUACGUCGUCUCUUUGUCGUUCCUGGAGUGUGUCUGCUUUGAUAGGAUUGUAUUUAUUGUGUAUAGUAGCCUGAGCGUGCGGGAGAAUGUGUCCAUCACAGGUAUUAGUCCCAGGUUAUGAAAGCGUUCUCGGGAAUCA
Molecule: messenger RNA, 1602 nt
Organism: Fomitopsis serialis
Lineage: Eukaryota; Fungi; Basidiomycota; Agaricomycetes; Polyporales; Fomitopsidaceae
Product: CTLH/CRA C-terminal to lish motif domain-containing protein
Exons: 9
Coding region: 249-1448 (399 amino acids)
Biological process (GO): proteasome-mediated ubiquitin-dependent protein catabolic process
Cellular component (GO): cytoplasm; GID complex; nucleus
Molecular function (GO): ubiquitin protein ligase activity
Source: RefSeq, a predicted model, not a curated record